Melanotaenia boesemani (Boeseman's rainbowfish) is the source of this 2718-nucleotide messenger RNA. It is a transcript of the gene eme1, whose product is annotated as essential meiotic structure-specific endonuclease 1. The record is from RefSeq and is a predicted model, not a curated record. The transcript is spliced from 9 exons. Gene Ontology annotation, molecular function: DNA binding; nuclease activity. Gene Ontology annotation, biological process: double-strand break repair; replication fork processing; resolution of meiotic recombination intermediates. NCBI's taxonomy places the organism in Eukaryota, Metazoa, Chordata, Actinopteri, Atheriniformes, Melanotaeniidae. Bases 331 to 2052 code for a protein of 573 amino acids. Gene Ontology annotation, cellular component: nucleus; Holliday junction resolvase complex.
CUACGAAACCCACCGUAGCGAGAAGUGUUAACCACGGCCCUGAGAUUGUGGAUAAAUGCCACAGAAAUUAAAAUCAAAAAGCAAAUAAGUUAUCAUCAAUAAUAUCUAAAUAGACUUUUUAACAUAUUUCUCUUGGAGUAAUAAUAAGAACAGAAUGAUGCUCAAACUGACACGUGAAAGGGAAAGUUUAAUAUUCUGACAGCUGUUGAAUGCACCAUUACCCGGGGAAAUCAAACGGCGUCUCAGACGUUAUUCAACACGUUUGUAGGUGGAAAUAAAUUGCCGGCUUUUGUAGUUGAAAGUUUAUACAAACAACUUAUAUUUACUUAAAUGGUCCUGCUACAUGAUGAACUAAACAACUCUAUGAAUGACGCUGGGCAGGCAGCAGCUAGUAAUUUACCUCAAUGUGAGAUGAUGGGAAGCUACAGUGACUGCAGCAGUGACCAAGAUGAAGAGCUGCCUGUGUUCGACUUUCUCCAGCCUGGUCGACACUUAAGCCAAGCCUCUCAGGGAAGCACAGAGAAACCAGAUGUGGUGGAUUUGGAUGACUCUGAUGCUGAAUCUGCAGCUGGCUCCUCCCGUGAAAAAUGUAAUGAAAGUGGACGCACUGGGACAGCUGAUGUAAUGAUGAUCAGCAGUGAUUCUGACGACGAUGCACCUUAUGUCCCUCUGGCUCUGAGACUCAAACACAGGCAUGGCAAUGCGAUUAGUGCCGCCUCCAUUGAUCAGAAUUUGGCCAGUUCUCAGCCUCUGGCCCAGAACAGCUUUUCCAAGCCAGAGUGCCCUUUCAGCUUGAACCAGGUGAGAACAGCGAGCCCAGAGAAGCUAGAUGAGCCUCUUCAGCUGCAUGCAGAGAGCUCAGACACUUCUUGUGCCAAGGGGAAGCCGACAAAGCGGACAGCGGAGGAGAUUCAGGCCUCCAGGGAGGAGGCUUUGAGGAGGAAACAGGCUAGAGAGAGACAGCAGCGCGACAAAGAGGCACUUAGGCAGGAGCAAGAGAAGCGGAAAGCAGAGAAGAGAACCCUGGCAGAGGCCGCCAAAGCCCUGAGGCCAGAGGAGUGUAUCAAGCAUAUGGUGGUCACUGUUGAUCCAGCUCUUCUGCAGCUAGAAGGAGGUGGGACUCUGCUGGCUGCAGUGCAGGCUCUGGGGUGCAGUUGUGCCAUAGAGAAACAACCCAUCCCACGCAGUGUUAGCUGGAUGAGGAGAGCUCCCGGUGCACAGCUGGAAGAAGUGUGUGUACCAGAGGCCCAUGUCGUGUUGCAGAUGACCGUGGAUGACUUCAUCACUCUGAUCCACAACUACAUACAGAAUGAGCGGCGUGGCAGGUCAGAAUGUGGUCCGACUCUGACAUCUUGGGUCCAGGAUCAGCAGAGACGCAAUCCUACCAAGACCCUCAGCCUGGCGGUCGUGGAGCUGGAAAAAUACUUCAGAUUGCAGAAGUCACACAACCAGAAGAGGUUUAAAGAGGCUGUCACAGGUGAAGAUGCACAAGGAGGAAGAGUGAAGAAGAAGAGGAGGAAUGAUGGAGGGGAGGUUCUGCCUGAAGUGUCCCGAGUUGAAGUAGAGGAGGCUGUGGUUCAUCUGCAGCUUCACACUGGCGUCUCUGUCCACUUUUUAUCCACCUGGAAGGACUUCUCAGACCACGUCACCAUGGCAACCAAAGCAGUUGCAGAGGCCCCUUUCAAGCGCGAGAGGGAGAAGACGGGCUUCUCCUUCUACCUGGAGACGGAGUGGGCGGGAGGCCAGCGGGUGGAUAAAGCCGGUAAAGGCCUGCUGCAGGUGUGGAAGAGACAGAUUCAACAGUUCAACAGAGUCAGUCCAGACAUGGCUGCUGCCAUCUUGGCAGCUUAUCCCUCCCCACAGCUGCUCAAGAAGGCUUACAGCCAGUGCAGGUCAGACAGCGAAAAGGUGUCUCUGCUGUCCGACCUCCUGAUCCGUCGAGGCGAGGGCGUCACUGCCACAACCAGAAGGGUCGGUCCGGAGCUUUCCAAACGCCUCUACCUCAUGAUGCAUUCCCGUGAUCCGGAGCUCACGCUGGACUCCAGCCUCUGAACUUGGUUCUUUAUCUUUCUGUCAGUGCUCACAGCUUUCAUUUAAGAUCAUGUAAUUAGCUGGUAGUUAAUUCAUUCAGUCAAAAUUCUUUUUUUUAUUUUGACAUGUUAAAGUUUGAUGAAACUUAUCAUUUUGGAGGACUACUUUAUUAUUAAUUUUACUUGACAGAACAUUCUGCCCUCAUCGUGCUGCUCUCAAGUUAUUAAAUGGAAACUUUUACACUUUUGAACCAGGUUUUAUUCGAACAUUUGAUUUUGGAGUCAGGCUGACUUAAAUUCUCAAAUUUAUAUACAGGGGCUUGCAGAUAUGUCUGCCCCAAACCAUCGAGAAUUCCCACAGUGAAGCAUGGUAGUGGCAGCAUCAUGCUGUGGGGAUUGGCAGGGACUUGGAAACUGGUCAUAGUCGAGGGAAUGAUGGUGAUCAAUCCAGGGAAAUACUUGUGGAAAACCUGUUUGAGUCUUCCAGAGACUUUAGACUGGGAUGGUGGUUCACCUUCCAGCAGGACCGUGGCCCUCAUCAUCCUGCUGGAGAAACAUGGAGUGGUUUAACGGGAAAUGUUUGAGUGUUUUCAAAGCUCAGACCUCAAGAUUUCUGUUCACCAGCAGGACCUAUCCAACAAGAAAAAAAUCAGGAAAAGGAAAAAAAAAAAAAAAAACUACAAUUUAA